Letharia columbiana is the source of this 792-nucleotide messenger RNA. RefSeq lists its product as uncharacterized. The transcript is spliced from 3 exons. Bases 1 to 792 code for a protein of 263 amino acids. The record is from RefSeq and is a predicted model, not a curated record. NCBI's taxonomy places the organism in Eukaryota, Fungi, Ascomycota, Lecanoromycetes, Lecanorales, Parmeliaceae.
AUGAAGAUGGCCGCAGUUACCUUUUUCACAGCCGUAGCUCUUCUCUGUUAUGCCUCAGCUCAAAACUCCUCGACCACCCUCCUUCUACCGGAUGGCCUCUUCUGGGUAACCCCUCCGUCGCCGCAGACGUUUCUUGGCGCAAUGACCGUCACCGACAAGACGACCUACUACACGAUCGACUGCGGGAACUUCAACGAUACAUUAUUCUGGCCUGGAUCCAGUGGCUGCGCCAACAACAACAGCUACACCUUUUCCGCAGAUUCAGCCAACACCCAAUAUCUCAUGCCCAACAUCAACCUCGGCCAAGAUCCAUUCUCCGUCACCACUCCCGUCCCCACCUGGCUCGAAGCCUUCAACCAAACCGUGACGAUCAACUGCGACCCCCUCAACACGGCCAGCUGGGCCCGCUGCGUGACCACCACCCUCUACAACAACGAAGACGCGGACGACAAAUCCAUCAUCAGCUCCACCAUCGUCACCCAGCAAAGCACCGUGCACGAGUCGUCCCUCUACCCCGUCAUCUUCACCGCCCCCGGCCUCGCCGCCGCCGCCGCCGCCGCCGCCCCAGGACACCCUCGCGCCAUCCACCACCACCACCGCCGCACCCCCACCCACCACCACCCCCCCCCCCUCCACCGCCCCACCCUCACCCACCCACCCCCCGCCCGCCCUCACCCCGGGCGCCAAAGCCGGCCUCGGCGUCGGCGUCCCCCCUCGGCGUCCUCGCCCUCGCGGGCCUCGGCCUCCUCCUCCUGCGCGGCCACGUCAAGCACCGGGAACACGCGCGCCUGA